AUGGAUUUGCUAAACGGGCAUGCUUCUCGUCCUCGAGUUCUGUGCCCCGAGAAGUUGUCCCCUGACGGGUUAUCACUCCUCCGCCAGACCGUCGACGUGGACGAAAAGCAGGGUCUGACGCCUGACCAGCUUAUCGACAUCAUUCCUGAAUACGAUGCCCUGUUGGUGCGGUCCGAGACAAAAGUCACCAGCGCCCUGUUGGAUGCGGCACGGAAGCUCAAAGUCGUGGCUCGGGCUGGCGUAGGUGUUGACAAUGUCGAUGUUGCCGCUGCCACGAAACUGGGCAUUCUUGUCGUCAACUCUCCCAGUGGAAACAUUCAAGCUGCCGCUGAGCACACAAUCGCCUUGCUUAUGAGCAUGGCGCGAAAUGUGCCGGAUGCCUGUGCCAGUGUGAAAUCCGGGAAAUGGGAAAGAAGUCGCCUGGUUGGCGUCGAGGUCAAAGGCAAAACCCUGGGCAUUGUCGGCCUGGGGAAAGUUGGCUUGAUCGUCGCCCGCAUGACCCGUGGCCUCGGCAUGAACGUGGUUGCUGCUGAUCCAUAUGCGUCGCAAGCCGUUGCUGCCGCCGCUAACGUCACUCUUGUUGACUCACUUUCUGAAUUGCUGCCUCGCGCGGACUUUCUCACCAUUCACACUCCGAUGCUCGCGUCGACCCGCGGCAUGCUAUCUACCGCUGAGAUCAACCAGAUGAAGCGUGGGGCUCGAAUCCUCAACGUCGCCCGGGGCGGGAUCGUCGACGAAGAAGCUCUUCUAUCGGCACUCGAUUCCGGACAAAUUGCCGGGGCUGCCAUCGACGUAUUCACGAGCGAGCCUCCCACAAAAGAUCCGAACUCGCCUGCCGCAAAGCUCGUGCAACAUCCCAAAUGUAUAGCGACUCCUCAUCUAGGAGCGUCCACGGUUGAAGCACAGGAAAACGUGUCCAUGGACGUAUGCGAACAAGUUCUUCAGAUCCUGGCAGGCGAUCUCCCACGCAGCGCUGUCAAUGCUCCCAUCAUCCUGCCUGCGGAAUAUAAGACCUUGCAACCGUUUGUGCGGUUGGUGGAGAAGAUGGGGUCGUUGUACACGCAACACUUCACCUCGCCGAAACAGCCCGUGCAGCGCAAUAUGAACACUUUUGAUCUCAUCUACGAGGGCGAGAUUGCACAGAUGUCGAGCACCAAGCCUCUUUUUGCAGCCUUGAUCAAGGGACUUACAUCGCCCAUCUCUGACGCAGAGGGCUUCAACGUCAACAUUGUCAAUGCCGAGAUGGUGGCCAAGGAAAGAGGCAUAUUUGUGACUGAGCAAAAGUCCCGCGAUCCAAGCACCCAAGCCUACAGUAGCUUGGUCACCCUCGUGGCUCGGGCACCUAGUCGUGCUCCCUCGUUAAACCGGCAUGGCUCCGAGGUGAUGGUGAGCACUACCGGGCAACAGCGGGAGGGCAGCAUGCAGCACAUUAUUUCUGGAUACUGCAGCGACAACUCACCUUUCAUCUCACGACUGGGUCGUUUCUCGACAUCGUUUGUGCCCGAGGGCAAGCUGCUGAUUUGUCACAACUACGACUCGCCGGGAAAGAUUGGCGUCGUCGGCAGUAUCUUGGGUCGGGAGGGUGUCAACAUCAACUUUAUGAGUGUUGCGCCGGCGACUUUCUCCGCGGCUGCUCCGUCUUCUCUCGGUAGCGUUGGUAAGGAAGACGGCACGGGUGGUGUCGGUGGACCAGAAACAACAACUGAAGCCCUGAUGAUCCUGGGCGUGGACAAGGAAGUCAAUGACAAUGUCAAGGCGGAGCUGGUCGGCGCCAAAGGAGUUUUGAGUGUAAGCAGCGUUACACUUUAG
Molecule: messenger RNA, 1809 nt
Organism: Exophiala dermatitidis NIH/UT8656
Lineage: Eukaryota; Fungi; Ascomycota; Eurotiomycetes; Chaetothyriales; Herpotrichiellaceae
Product: phosphoglycerate dehydrogenase
Exons: 2
Coding region: 1-1809 (602 amino acids)
Biological process (GO): L-serine biosynthetic process
Molecular function (GO): phosphoglycerate dehydrogenase activity; NAD binding
Source: RefSeq, a predicted model, not a curated record